Molecule: messenger RNA, 669 nt
Organism: Rotaria sp. Silwood1
Lineage: Eukaryota; Metazoa; Rotifera; Eurotatoria; Philodinida; Philodinidae
Source: the annotation of a GenBank genome assembly
AUGUUCAAAUUAUUACAGCCUCGCCGUCGAACAGUACGUGAUAUACGUGCUGUAAGAGGUUAUUUGCAGAAAGAUUAUCAAAGGAAUGCUAGUGAUCUAUUAAAACCACUUCUUAGUAAUCUACGAGAAUCCAGCACGUCUUCAAAUGCUGCUCGUCAGGUAGUUCAAUUGGUGCUCGAUGAAUUUGAACGUAUGAGCGACGAAGAAAAGCGAGCUUACUAUCGACAAUUAAUGUGCGGUUUUCGAUCCACUGAUUCCAAAAAUUCUAAUACAAUUACGGCACAAAUGGUUCAUUAUGCUCUUCGAUUGCUUGAAAAUUAUCAGGACACCUCAGUACCACUUAUUUAUUCGAUCAUUCUGGUGAUUUGUAGAUUAAGUCGUCAUUUUGUCUUUCGUCAUGAAUUAUUUAAUAAUACUCCUGAAAUAUACACAUUGUCUAUGUUGCUUGUUACUCAACGGCACUAUGCUCUCACUAUGGGUGGUCUUCGACUAUGUUCAACGAUUCUGAAUGCUGAUCUAAAUGAACAUAAAUAUGCUAUUGCUUAUUUAAAACAUGAUUCAUUAGCAUCAAGAAAAAUCUUAGAUGCAAUCAAAUGGUUUCUAUCACCUUAUGCAACACUACAAACUCUCUGGGAACAAGAAUCAGAGCAGGAGCCAGAUUCCGAGUAA